This is a messenger RNA of Neohortaea acidophila, 1225 nucleotides long. RefSeq lists its product as uncharacterized. The record is from RefSeq and is a predicted model, not a curated record. Gene Ontology annotation, molecular function: FMN binding. The transcript is spliced from 3 exons. NCBI's taxonomy places the organism in Eukaryota, Fungi, Ascomycota, Dothideomycetes, Mycosphaerellales, Teratosphaeriaceae. The coding region runs from base 191 to 1081 and encodes 296 amino acids.
CUCCGCGCAUGACGGAAUUGGAAGGCACCGACCUCAAGAGGUGAAAUAUCAGUAAACUUACCAAUCGCGCAAUACUCUACCCAUUGAAACCCAUCUCUGCUCUCUUUCUCAAUUGUUUCAUCUGAUAUCUUCACCCUGUCGUUGUCCUCAGAAUACACCCGAACCGCAACUCCCCCGCAGUCCAUCCAAGAUGUCUCAAAGCCACAACGAGAAGAUCGAUGCCGAGAAGGUCAUCCAGCGCAACCCGCACGGCAACUUCAAAGAAGUCGAAGCCAGCCGGCCGGAAUGGCGCUCCGACGCAAAAUGGGCCUUUACGCAAACCAAGAACCCUAAGUGGCAACCGGGUGACGGCGCGAACGACAACGGCGAGUGGAAGAAACACGCGCACAUCGACAUCGAUCCCUACGCCGAAGGCCGCCCGGCCACAUUCAACUACAAACUGCUCAUUUCCGCCAUCAUCCCGCGGCCCAUUGGAUUCGUAUCGACGCGGUCUAAAGACGGGAGUAGCACGAACCUCGCCCCGUUCUCCUACACGCAGGUCAUCAACCACGAUCCGCCGGUAUUCAUCGUCGGCUACGCAGGCGGCAUGGACCGGCCGAAAGACAGCCUGCGCAACCUGACGGAGACAGGCGAGUGCACAAUCAACAUCAUCAGCGAGCACUUCCUCGAAGCCGCGAACGCGACGAGCGUCAACGCGCCGUACGGAGUGUCGGAAUGGGCGUUGACAGGCCUGACGCCGGCGGAGUGCAAGGAUGUGAAAGCGAGCCGGGUGAAGGAGGCGAUUUUCGCGGUCGAGGGCAAGCUGAUGGAUACGAAGGAGUUCAGCAGCCGCGCCGAUCCGAGCAAGAAGACGGGCGUGCUGGCCAUCAUCGAGGGCGUGCGCUUCUGGGUGCGCGAGGACGCGAUCAACGAGGAGAGGAACCUGAUCGAUCCGUCGAUUCUUCGGCCGAUGAGCAGACUCGGGGGAAUCACUUAUGGGCGCUUGCUGGAGGGCAUCGAGAUCCCCCGCCCGGACUGGGAGGACUUCAAGAAGCAGGCUGAGCCGGCCGGGCUGGCCAAAGCCAAGGAGGACGGACAGUGACUGCUGGGAAGGCUGUAAGCGAGGCCACGUGCGGAGAUUUAUCCCACGACCGUGGACAUAUUACACGAGCGAGAGAUUCCGCGAGGCUGGCGACUCCACCCGAGCGUUGGAAAUAAUACACGAACGUGGACAUUUUACACGAGA